CAUCUCUUCUCAUUUCUCAACCAACCUCGUAUUUCAUCUCUCUUCAUUCUUCUUCUUUUGUCAUACUAGCAUCAUAAAAUAUUACCAUUCAUCCAUCCAUUCUUUUAAAAUAUGUCAAUCAUGUCCGGCACAUCAUCACAACAAUCACAUCAGCAGCCACCUCAACGGGCAUAUCCUUCCGUCAUAAUCGUUGGUGCGGGUCUUGGAGGAUUGAUGCUUGGAGCACUGCUUGAACAGAUCAACAUCCCUUAUCACAUCUUUGAACGUGCUGCCGAAGUUCGGCCUCUUGGAUCGGCGAUGACUCUUGGUCCAAAUCUUAUGCCUAUCUUUGAGCAGCUUGGACUAGUAGAAGAGAUUCGAAAGUUCUCAUUACCCUGUCUGGGCUUGGACGUCUACAACGAAUCCAUGAAGCAUCUAGGCACGAUCGACCUGAAAUCCCAUAAGGCUCUCGCUGGUCAUGAACAUCUGCUUUUUGCACGCCCACUUCUUUAUGAGUUGAUGCGGAAACAAGUUCCGGCAAGCAAAAUUACCAUGGGCAAAAAAGUCCUACGAACAGAAGAGAAAGAAGAUCGAGUGGUGAUUCACUGUUCAGAUAACACAACCUAUGAAGCUGAUAUACUGAUUGGAGCCGAUGGCGCAUACAGUGGAGUUCGGCAGUCGCUCUACAAACAAAUGGAUGCACAGGGAAUCCUGCCCAAAGUCGACCUAGAGAAUUUCUCAAUUGGCUAUGUGACCAUGGUUGGGGUUGCAAACCCUCAGGAUCCAGAAAAGUUUCCACAACUCAAAGAUAGCGUAUCACACUUCACCUCUGUCAUGGGAGAAGGCAGUAAGAACUGGACAAUAGUCAACGUUCCUAAUAAUCAAAUCUGCUGGGCCAUGAGUGUUCAGCUGGGGGAUUCUAAACUCAAAGGUCAACAGUUCCGCAACUCAGAAUGGGGACCUGAAGCCAAUGAGUCUAUGAUCAAGGAGUUCCAAGAUUUCCCUACACCUUGGGGCGGCAAGAUGGGGGAUAUCAUAGAGGCCACACCCAAGCACUUGAUUUCCAAAGUAUUCUUGGAAGAGAAGGUGUUUAAGACCUGGUACCAUGGCCGAAUUGCCCUUUUGGGUGAUGCUGCCCACAAGAUGUUGCCAUCUGCAGGCCAAGGUGCUGUUAACGCCAUGCAAGAUGCUAUAGUGAUGGCUAAUUGUCUGUACAAUAUGUCUAAUUGCUCUGUUGCAAGCAUCCGCGCAGCAUUUGAAGAUUAUUACAGUCAGCGAUACCAUCGUGCAAACGAGCAGUUUGAGCGAAGCAAAUCACUGGGCAAAGUUAUGCUUGGACAGACUUGGUCAGAUAGAGUCGUCCGUCACGCAAUUUUCAAUUAUACGCCUGAUUGGGUAGUACAGCGCGGGUUUGCAAAGUCAUUUGAAUAUCGUCCACAAGCUGCAUGGUUACCUCUAGCGGAGAACAAGGGUACUGGCAAGGUUCUUCCUCAAGAGUGCAAGAGAUGGGAAAUUAACGAUAAGGAAAAACAAGUAGAGCAAGCGCAACAACAGGCACGGCAACAGGUGCAACAAGUAUAGUAUUAAGCACAACAGGCACAACAAGUACAACGACAGUAUAUAUAUCAUAAAACACAAAUCUUGUUCCAAUAAAAUGACG
This is a messenger RNA of Lobosporangium transversale, 1639 nucleotides long. RefSeq lists its product as hypothetical. The coding region runs from base 112 to 1560 and encodes 482 amino acids. Gene Ontology annotation, molecular function: FAD binding; monooxygenase activity. Lineage: Eukaryota; Fungi; Mortierellomycota; Mortierellomycetes; Mortierellales; Mortierellaceae. The transcript has 7 exons. The record is from RefSeq and is a predicted model, not a curated record.